UUCCAUCAUUGAAUUUUCCCUUUAAAAGGAGACUAAAGCACAACAAUAACUGAGCCAAAGAAAGCUUCAAAACUAAUCAACAUGGAUGUGGAGAAACUCUUUCAUAUGACAGGAGGGGCUGGCCCAUCUAGCUAUGCUAAAAAUUCCUCCUUGCAGAAGAAGGCAUCGGAUAUGGUGAAGAACGUAACCAUAGAAACAUUACAACAACUUUAUCUUGAAAUAACUACAAAGACGUUAUGCAUAGCUGAUUUGGGUUGUUCUUCUGGAUCCAAUACACUAGCAAUGAUUAAAGAUGUUGUUGAAACCGUUGAAGGAACUUGUCGUAAAUUCAUGCUUUCAGACCCAGAGUUUCACGUUUAUCUUAAUGAUCUUUCAACAAAUGACUUCAACUCGAUCUUUAAGGCCUUGCCAGAUUUUGUUAGAGAGCUUAGGGAAGAAAGAAGUGGUGGAUCUCCCCACAUAUAUAUUGGAGGUUAUCCAGGAUCUUUUUAUGGAAGACUCUUUCCCAGCAACUCCUUGCAUCUUAUCUAUUCAUCUUACAGUGUUCACUGGCUAUCAAAGGUUCCUCCAGCUCUUUACAACGACCAUGGCGAUUCAAUAAACAAAGGCAGCAUUUAUAUCUCUGAAUCCAGCCCUCCUCGAGUGUUACAUGCAUAUUUUAAUCAAUUUCAAGAAGAUUUCUCCACGUUCCUUAGAUCAAGGUCCGAAGAAUUAGUCGUUGGAGGUCGAAUGGUGCUUAUCUUAUUGGGAAGAGCAGGUCCUGAUCAUGUUGACAGGGGCAACUCAUUCUUCUGGGAACUUCUCUCUCGAUCCCUAGCCAUCUUGGCUUCUCAGGGAGAAAUAGAGAAAGAAAAGCUUGAGUCUUACGAUGUGAACUUUUAUGCACCAUCAAAAGAUGAAAUAGAAGAGGAAGUGAGGAGAGAAGGAUCGUUCAAACUAGACCAGCUUCAGAUGUUUCACAUAAAGAUUGAAGAUUAUGGUGAUAGACAUGGCUAUGCUGUUGCGGCGACAGUUAGGGCUAUUCAAGAAUCAAUGAUCCGUCACCAUUUCGGAGUAGGAGAAGGGAGCUUAGACUCUUUGUUUGAGAUUUACGGCAGAAUGGUUGAUGAAGAAAUGGGUAAAGAAGAAAUUAAGCCCUGGACUUUUGUCCUAGUUCUUAGAAAAUUAUAAGGUUAUUUAAUAUGUGAUGAACUAUAUGAACCGU
Messenger RNA from Pistacia vera, 1204 nucleotides. Its product is annotated as salicylate carboxymethyltransferase-like. The record is from RefSeq and is a predicted model, not a curated record. Bases 82 to 1170 code for a protein of 362 amino acids. NCBI's taxonomy places the organism in Eukaryota, Viridiplantae, Streptophyta, Magnoliopsida, Sapindales, Anacardiaceae. Gene Ontology annotation, molecular function: S-adenosylmethionine-dependent methyltransferase activity. Gene Ontology annotation, biological process: methylation. The transcript is spliced from 4 exons.